This is a messenger RNA of Mauremys reevesii (Reeves's turtle), 1608 nucleotides long. Its product is annotated as zinc finger protein 420-like. The transcript has 3 exons. NCBI's taxonomy places the organism in Eukaryota, Metazoa, Chordata, Testudines, Geoemydidae. Gene Ontology annotation, molecular function: RNA polymerase II cis-regulatory region sequence-specific DNA binding; DNA-binding transcription factor activity. Gene Ontology annotation, biological process: regulation of transcription by RNA polymerase II. The record is from RefSeq and is a predicted model, not a curated record. The annotation marks the transcript as partial.
CGAAAGAGAAAAAAUACAUGCAGGGAGUGUGGAAAAACCUUCUCUCACAGCUCAGCCCUUUCUGUACAUCAGAGAAUCCACACAGGGGACAGGCCCUAUGAAUGCCGUGAGUGUGGGAAAACCUUCAAUCGCAGUUCGCACCUUAUUAGUCAUCAAACAAUCCACAGAGGAGAGAGGCCCUAUGAAUGCCGUGAGUGUGGGAAAUGCUUCACUAGCAGCUCAAACCUUUCUCAACAUCAGAGAAUCCACACGGGGAGAGGGGACAGGCCCUACAAAUGCCGUGAGUGUGGGAAAACCUUCAAUCGCAGAUCAGCCCUUUUUACCCAUCAGAGAAUCCACACAGGGGACAGGCCCUACGAAUGCCGUGAGUGUGGGAAAACCUUCAUUUACAGAUCAGGCCUUUCUCAGCAUCAGAGAAUCCACACAGGGGAGAGGCCCUUUGAAUGCCGUGAGUGUGGGAAAUGCUUCACUAGCAGCUCAAACCUUUCUCAACAUCAGAGAAUCCACACAGGGGAGAGGCCCUAUGAAUGCCGUGAGUGCGGGAAAAGCUUCUCUAGCAGCUCAGCCCUUAUUCAUCAUCAGAGAAUCCACACAGACGAGAGGCCCUAUGAAUGCAGUGAGUGUGGGAAAAGCUUCUCUAGGAGAUCAGGCCUUUCUCAGCAUCAGAGAAUCCACACAGGGAAGAGUCCCUAUGAAUGCCGUGAGUGUGGGAAAACCUUCAAUUGCAGCUCAAACCUUAUUACUCAUCAGAGAAUCCACACAGGGGAGAGGCCCUAUGAAUGCAGUGAGUGUGGGAAAAGCUUCUAUAGCAGCUCAGCCCUUUCUAAACAUCAGAGAAUCCACACAGGGGAGAGGCCCUUUGAAUGCCGUGAGUGUGGGAAAAGCUUCACUCACAGCUCUCACCUUAAUGGGCAUCAGAGAAUCCACACAGGAGAGAGGCCGUAUGUAUGCCGUGAGUGUGGGAAACCUUUCAAUCACAGCUCGCACCUUCUUACCCAUCUCAGAAUUCACACAGGGGAGAGGCCCUACGAAUGCCGUGAGUGUGGGAAAAACUUCAUUUACCGCCAGCAGCUUAUCAGCCAUCAGAGAAUCCACACAGGAGAAAAUCCUCACAGAAAAGCGAGAGACUAUGAAUGCCGUGAGUGCGGGAAAAGCUUCACUCAGAGAUAUACCCUUAACUCUCAUCAGAGAAUCCACACAGAAGAGCGACCCUACGAAUGCUGUGAGUGCGGGAAAAACUUCACCCGAAGCUCAAACCUUACUAGGCAUCAGAGGGUCCACACAGGAGAGAGACCUUAUGAAUGCCGUGAGUGCGGGAAAAGUUUCAGUCACUUCUCCUCCCUUAUCUCUCACCAGAGAGUCCACACAGGAGAGAGACCCCAUGAAUGUUGCGAGUGUGGAAAAAGCUUCUCUCGGAGCUCAAACCUUACUAUGCAUCAGAGGAUCCACACAGGACAGAGACCCUAUGAAUGCAGUGAGUGCGAGAAAAGUUUCACUCACCUCUUCUCUCUUAUCUCUCACCAGAGAGUCCACACAGGAGAGAAACCCUAUGAAUGCAGUGAGUGCGGGAAAAGCUUCACUCAUAGCUCAGGCCUUUCUAAACAUCAG